AUGGCGGACGCAUUCGCCCUGAAGAGCGGAGGCAAGUUCACCUCAGAGAUCCAUCACUCCAGGUCCUCUUCCGAGCAAAAUGGCGAGAAGUCGGUCAACAGAGAUGAGCAGGAAAUGGCCAGGUUGGGAAAGCGUCAGGAGCUGAGGCGCAACUUUGGAUUCAUGAGCAUGCUCGGUUUCUCCUGCACCCUCAUGAUCACCUGGGAAGGUCUGUUAACGGUCUUCGUGUAUGGAUUGACCGACGGAGGGCCGGCCGGCCUGGUGUAUGGGUAUCUCUUCUGCUGGGUGGGAUACUUCACCGUUGUUGCUUCGCUUGCUGAAAUGGUCUCAAUGGCACCAACCGCCGGAGGGCAAUACCACUGGACAUUCCUUUUUGCCCCUAAGUCUUGUCGCAACUUCCUUUCCUUCAUCACAGGCUGGCAAUCCGUUCUCUCGUGGCAAGCCUGUCUCGCGUCGGCGGCAUAUCUGGGCGGCACCAUCAUUCAAGGGCUUCUCGUUCUGAAUUAUCCCAGCUAUGAUUUUCAAAGGUGGCAAGGGACCCUUCUCCUGUAUGCCGUCAUCUUCUUAGCCAUGCUCUUCAAUACCUACCUCGCCAAGCAACUCCCCAAGGUUGAGGGUGCGGUCCUGAUCGUCCACAUUGUUGGGUUUUUCGGGGUCUUGAUCACCCUGGUAUACUUGGCACCCCAUGGCACCGCUCACGAUGUCUUUGUGCAAUACUUGGCCAAUGGAGGCUACGACAAGGGCACCUCGUUCUUUGUGGGACUCAUCACCACCGUUUUUGCUUUUAUUGGGGCGGACGGCGCCAUUCACAUGAGCGAGGAAAUCAAAAACGCAUCGACGGUGGUGCCUCACUCUUUGGUGGCUUCUAUUGGUCUCAAUGGGCUGAUGGGUUUCGCCAUGCUGAUCGCGAUCUUAUUCUGCAUUGGCGACAUCGACAACGCGCUUUCAACUCCGACAGGUUUCCCCUUCAUCGAAAUUUUCAAACAGGCGGUAAAGUCGAAUGGCGGAGCGACCGCCUUGACCUCGAUCGUCCUCUCGUUGAUGAUCUUUGCUACCAUUGCGGUUUUAGCUGCGGCGUCCCGAAUGACGUGGGCUUUUGCUCGUGACAACGGUCUUCCUGGAUCUCGGUUCAUCUCUCGGGUUGAGCCCCGAACUAAGCUCCCAUUGUACUCAGUCGCGCUCUCGGUUCUGAUCACCCUGUUGUUGGGAUUAAUCAACAUUGGAUCAUCGGCUGCUUUCAAUGCCGUUGCCUCGUUAGUCGUGUCUGGCUAUCUCGGCAGUUACACCAUACCCAUCAUCCUGAUCCUGCACAAGAAGAUAUAUAAUCCUUCGUCCAUACACUAUGGCCCUUGGACGCUGGGGCGCCGUUUCGGCAUCUUCUGCAACUUUUUUGGCCUGAUAUGGAUUGCCAUCGUCAUGACCUUCAGCUUCUUCCCUUCUGUACGGACUGAUUUGACACUCCAAUCCAUGAAUUGGUCCUGCUUGUUAUGGGGUGGAACCAUGAUCAUUGGUGUGACUAGCUAUUUCGGGUACCUCCGGGGCAGAUACAACGGUCCUAUUGUCGAGACGGACAUCAUGGAACAGGUAGGCCACGGGAUUUGA
Fonsecaea erecta is the source of this 1602-nucleotide messenger RNA. RefSeq lists its product as hypothetical. The transcript has 4 exons. Gene Ontology annotation, molecular function: transmembrane transporter activity. Bases 1 to 1602 code for a protein of 533 amino acids. NCBI's taxonomy places the organism in Eukaryota, Fungi, Ascomycota, Eurotiomycetes, Chaetothyriales, Herpotrichiellaceae. Gene Ontology annotation, biological process: transmembrane transport. Gene Ontology annotation, cellular component: membrane. The record is from RefSeq and is a predicted model, not a curated record.